Molecule: messenger RNA, 684 nt
Organism: Juglans regia (Persian walnut)
Lineage: Eukaryota; Viridiplantae; Streptophyta; Magnoliopsida; Fagales; Juglandaceae
Exons: 1
Coding region: 1-684 (227 amino acids)
Source: RefSeq, a predicted model, not a curated record
AUGCCAUGGAUGCGAAGAGCUGGAUCGAACGAUUGGAGCAAAUCUUUGAGGCACUUUAUUGCACAGAGUUAUGUUGCUUUCAACUUAACAGAUGCGACAAACAAGUUGUGGAAGUCAACACGAGCACUCUUGCAGAUGGAACUAGAAGAUGGAGUCCCUAUCGCAUGGGAGUGUUUUAAGAAAAUAUUUUUGGAGCAUUUCUUUCCACAGACUCUUCGUGAGUCUAGGGCUCAUCAGUUUGCAGAUCUUAACCAAGGAACGAUGACGAUAGACCAAUACGCCACCAAAUUCAUGGAAUUGUUCUGUUUCGCCAGUUACUUAAUUACGGAUGAGGAAAAGAAAGCUGAAAAUUUUGAGCACGGCCUAAAUCGCAGGAUUAGGGAGCGUGUAUGUACUCUUAGGAUUCGGAGUUUCACGGAGCUGGUCACCCGAGUUACCAUUGUUGAAGAAGACAUUCAAGAAAUUUUUGACUACAAUAAUCAAAGGAAGCGACAACAACAACAACAACUCCAACCAGCAUCACAUCAGGAUAAGAGGCCUUUUCAGGAUAAUGGACAACAGCCACGACAGGGCGAGAUAGGAUGGCUCCCCAUGUGUGAGAAGUGUAGUAAGAGGCAUGCAAGGAAAUGUUUGAUGGGGACCGGAACAUGUUCCAAGUGUGGGAAGGAAGGAAAUCAUCUUUGA